This is a messenger RNA of Pyricularia pennisetigena, 1248 nucleotides long. RefSeq lists its product as uncharacterized. Gene Ontology annotation, biological process: transmembrane transport; nucleobase transport. NCBI's taxonomy places the organism in Eukaryota, Fungi, Ascomycota, Sordariomycetes, Magnaporthales, Pyriculariaceae. Gene Ontology annotation, molecular function: nucleobase transmembrane transporter activity. The annotation marks the transcript as partial. Gene Ontology annotation, cellular component: plasma membrane. The transcript has 2 exons. The record is from RefSeq and is a predicted model, not a curated record.
AUGGCUCGGAUCACAACACCGAGCCUCACGGCCGUCAAGGCUCCCUUCCAGUCCAAGGAAACAUUUGUCUCGUGGCUGGAGGCCCCCGUCGGCACCGAAGAUGGACGGCCCCCCAUCGGCGACCCGGGCUGGUCAAACAUGGACCUGGAGCCGACGCCGCCGGAGCAGAGAACCUGGACUUGGUUCAACCUGCCAAUGUACUGGUUCUCCACCAUGUUUGGCAUCACGGGGUGGAACGUGGCCGCCUCGCUCAUCGUCGUCGGCCUGACCUGGCAGCAGGCCUUUAUCUCGUGCAUCCUCGGUGCUCUGUUGGCGUCCAUUGUCGUGGUGGCCAUGGCUCGUCCAGGUGCAAAAUACCACAUUGGAUAUCCCGUCCUCGCGCGUUCCGUCGUCGGCAUGUACGGAGCCUACUUCUUCGUCUUCAUCCGCGCCGUGGUCUGCAUCGUCUGGUUCGGCAUCCAGACCUUUUACGGCGGCAACCUCCUCAGCGUGUGCUUCCGCUGCAUAUUCGGCGACGCGUGGCACCUGUGGCCCAACAGGCUCCCCGCCGACGCCGACGUCACCUCCAAGCAGCUCCUCGCCUUCUUCCUGGUCUGGCUGCUCAAGUUCCCCUUCACCUGGGUGCACCCGACCAGGAUCCACUACAUCUUCACCGUCAAGGGCGUCGUCAUGCCCGUCGCCUGCCUCGGCCUGUUCGGCUGGUGCAUGGCCAGCGGCACCGGCGUGGCCGACAUCAACAAGGCCAACGCCGACGGCCAGGAGGCCGCCUCCAGCACCCCGCUCGGCUGGGCCCUCAUGAGCGGCAUCAACGUCAUCAUGGGCUCGCUGUCGCCCAUGCUGGUCAACCAGCCCGACCUGGCCCGCUACGUCCAGAAGCCGCGCGACGCCGGCCUGCUGCAGGGCCUCUGCGUCUUCUUCGGCCAGGUCCUCGUCUUCUUCCUCGGCCUCGCCUCCACCACCUCCAUCCAGGGCAAGUGGGGAGAGGCCUACUGGAACCCCUGGGACCUGCUGGACGCCAUUCUGGAUCACUACUGGACCCCCGGCGGACGCGCCGGCGUCUUCUUCGUCUCGCUCAGUUUCCUGUUUGCCGUGUUUGCUACCAACCUCGGCUGCAACUCCAUCCCCUUUGGUGCAGACAUGACGGGGCUCUUCCCCAGGUGGCUCACCAUCAAGAGGGGGCAGAUCCUCUGCGCAAUCCUGGGUGUCGCCGUCGUGCCGUGGAAGCUUAUUGCAGGUGCCGAGGCGUUC